CUUGAGUCUCACCUCUCACCUCAACUCUUCGAAAGUUGCUCAUAGACAUCGGUUCAAUUUGCCUUCACUAAAGAAUGCUGACGAAGCUACGUGCGAAGCUCUGCUGUUCCCAGGCUGAUGGUGACACGGACGAUGCCGAACCUGCCAUUCCCCAUGCGAAACGCUCGAAUGAUGGAGGAAACACCACAUCUGCCAAAAGAAACAGUUCUGAAGCUGCCAGCAUCCCGCCGGAUCACACUGCUGCCUCACCUAAGGAUCUCUGGCAGGUAGCAUUCGACAGCCUGGACCCGAAACAUAAACACUGGUUGUCUAAAGAGGAGAAGUCUCCAAUCGAAAUCAUUCGGGAUGUCAUCGGCGAGACAAAAAGUAAAUAUACCGAGUAUAAGAAGAAAGAGUUGACCAUCCGAAGGCAUAAUGGGGGUGAGAUCAAAGUCCGCGAGAUUGCCCAAAAUAUCCUGGCGUCCGCAUUGAAUGCGCAGCAGGUAAUCACUGCGGUUGCGAGCUUCGACCCAAGUGGAUAUGCGUCAAGCGCAUGGACGAUAGUAUCGCUAGGUUUGACGAUGACCCAGAGAGUCAUUGCGCGCAGAGACGUAAUCAUAGAAGCCUCCGAAUACUUGGCGGAACAGCUAGCAUACUUCACUGUCCUAGAUAGCGACCGCCGAUACACAAAGGCUUCCGUGGACAAGCAGCUAGAUGGUGCUCUUGUGGGAGUCUAUACAGCAAUACUUGAAUACACGGCGGAAGUGAGAAAAACAUAUCAUGAAAGCGGCUUUGCUCGCAUAGGAAGCACACUCAUUCCCCUUACCGAACAGCCACUGCAAAAGCUUCGAACAGCUGUGGAAAAUAAAACCACAAUGACUGAAAAAUGGGCUACUAUCAGCGACCGCUCAUAUCUGAGGGGACAGGCUGCGGACAUCCUUGCGGCUAUUGACAAGACGAUCGAGGAGCUCCAAAAUAUUCAUUCCACUGUACUAAGUGUCGAGGAUAGGGGAAUACUUGAAUGGCUAUCUCAGUACGAUUUUUCCAAAGCACAGAACGACACUCAGUACCACAAAUUACCAGGGACGGGUGAUUGGCUUUUGAAGUCAAAAGAAUAUGUGGAGUGGAAGGGUUACCCAGGUAGUAUAUUGUGGUUGCAUGGAGUGGCGGGUUGUGGUAAAUCAGUCAUAUGCUCGACAAUAAUUGAAGACAUCCAACGAAGUUGCCUAGAUGGUUCGAAUAAGCGGUUCGCUUACUGGUACUUCCAAUUUAAUGAACCGUCAUCACAAAGAGUUGAGGAUAUGCUCAGGACGAUCAUCCGUCAGCUUCAUUCAACUCCACUGGACGAGCCUAUCCGGAGACUUUGGAACGACUAUGGUACCAAAGGGGGCAAUCCAAAUAUUGCAAAGCUUCAGGACACUCUUGAAAAACUGCUUUCCGCCAACAUAGGGAAGGUUUUCCUUAUUCUAGAUGCGCUGGACGAGUGCCCCGAGGCAGUCAAUCGCAAGGAAAGGAGUCUUCUAUUGCCAUUGCUUACUGGACUUCAGAAUAGAUACAGUGAUAAACUCCACAUUCUUGUGACUAGUCGGCCAGAGCCAGAUAUAUUUGAGCAUCUUGUGGACUGUCCAGGCUUAGACAUUGAGGAAAAUCAGGGGUCCGAUAUUUCGGCCUUCGUCAAGGACAGAGUUGAGGCUUUGGACGACAGGAGAGCUCCAAAGGAAGUGAAAACACAGAUAUACCAAGAACUGCUACAAGACAAGAAAAGGCGAUUUCGCUGGGCAGACCUUCAAGUGAAACGUCUCGAAGAAUGUCGCAACAAGUCUCAAAUCAUAGAAGCAUUGAGUACGAUGCCACAAACGUUGCACGACAUAUAUCUCUCUGUAAUAGAAAGAAUCAACGCGAAACCCUCCGAUGUUAUAUAUGCCAAAACAAUCCUCACCUGGCUCUGUUUCAGUGUUAGGCCUCUCACCCUGACUGAAGUAGCAGCAGCAGCAGGUCUUGAGGUCCCAGAGGACGUGAUAAAAAUCUGCACGACUUCAUUUGUCACUUUUCGGCACUCAGAUGAUGAGAUCCGGCUGGCUCACUUCUCUGUGAGGGAAUUCCUCGUUAGUAACGAGUGUACAGGCCAAUGGCACCAACUCUCCACCUUGAAUGGCCACGUCAUGCUAGCUGAGCACAGCCUGAGAUUACUCCUGCAAAUGCCAAGUAGUCUGUCUAGAGAGGAAGUGGAUCAAGAAGAGCUGCUGGACUAUGCUGCUUGUAAUUGGCAGGAGCACUUCCAAGCUUCCGCCAUUACCCCAAACCCAGCUCACGAAAAUCUCCAAGAGAUGGUGGAUAUGCUAUUCCGUCAAUCAGCUGCCUACCGCAACUGGCGUUAUAUAUCGACAUAUUUCGAUGAACAAGAAGUACAGGCAACUCCUAUUGGUGCUGCAUCUGAUUUAGGGCUCAUUCAGAUUGUGACUGGGUUACUAGAAGAUGGGGCGAACCCUUUAGAGUGGUUUGCGAUACGGCGCGGGUAUUAUCAUGUCCUAAGAAACGCAUACCUUGUAGCCUCUGAAAGUGGGCAUCUGGAGAUAUUGAGCUUACUACUGCGCAAAGUGUGCGUGUCUAUUGAUCUAGCUGAGGGCAUAAUGGAAAUCGUUCAAUGCCAUGGUUUUGAGAGCCAGAAGCUGGAAGAUGUGUUUGACACGCUCUCAGCUUCAGGUGCUAUUUUCAAUAGGACCGAAAACAAAGGGCUUCAUAUAGAUGAACGCAUUGUCGUCGCUGCGGCGAGAAACAUAGUUUGUGGCACGAAACUUGUGACCAUCCUUCUUGAUCGGUACGAAGAGACCGGAGCUGCAUUUGUGCCUGUGACAGAGAACGUGUUGAAAACUGUACUACAAAACAUGGAGUGUGGAGAUGAUAUUUUGCAGCUUCUUCUCCAAAGGCGCAAUGGUGAUGUCAGAAUCUAUUCACGAGUCAAGGAGAUGCUGGAAUUCCCGGUCAACCUGAACAAGCGCGCAAUCGCAAUACUUCUUGCACAACGGCAAGCAGAGAUCGUGAUAGAUGAGCAGUUAAUUGCUCAUUUUGCAAGAUACACGGAUGACACUGGUAUGAAAAUACUUUCAAGUGUCUUGGACAACGAUUCGAUGCUGACCGAGAAUGUUCUGGCGAGCGCUGUUCAAAACCGUAGCGGUGUCGGUGUCUUGCGUCAGAUUCUCCGCCAUCGACGGCAUUGGCCACCAGUUAGCGAGGAUCUCCUGUGUGAAGCAGCGUGUAACGGAGAUAGCGAAAAGCUGGAAGCCUUGCUAGAUGAUUGUGGUCUGGAUUUUGCAAUGAGCGAAAGAGUCAUGCUGGAGAUUGUAGGCAACCGGUAUUAUGGAGCUGAAAUGCUCGAAAUGCUCCUGCGCAGGCAGCAAGCAGGAUUUAUCGUCACUCCCGCAAUACUGGACACGGCAGCCUCCCAUAAAAGGGCUAAACAUGUUGUUGAAUUACUUAUGAACAACGGAGGCUUGAAAAUUCCAAUCACUGAAGGCAUGAUGCUCAGAAUUUCUCGUGAUGACUUGCUGUGUUAUCUACUGGAUCUUGAAGAAAGGUCCCAGAUACAUCCUCUUCCUAUCACAGAAAAGUUCAUAUUGCAUGCUGUGAAAACUUUCGAGUCUACCACUCUGAAGGCCAUCUUUCGCAGCAGACCAAAGAUCUACGUGAGCGAAGAUAUGUUUGUCGAAUCAUGCCGUGGCGGAAUGUUUGUCGAAUCAUGCCAUGGCGGAAUGUCGACUUUAACGGUUUUGAUGGAACAACCGCAUAGCCAAUUGCCAGUGACGAGGAUGAUCGAAGCAUUAGAAAAAGAAGAUGGUCAAAGGCCUACAAAUAUACUUCAGCUCCUCUUAAAUGGGAAGUCCUUUGAAGUUGACCAUGGGAUUAUAGAAAGAUUUGCACAUAAUGCCUCCGCUUUAAGUCUCCUGCUGCAGACAACACCCCAUGUACCCAUUACAGAGCAAGCCGCCAUCCGAGCAGCUUCCGGUCAUGCAUUAUGGGUUCUGCUCGAUGAGCGAAUAGAAUCUUUUCCAAUCUCGGAGGAAGUCAUGUCUGCUGUGGUAAGAUCAUUUCAUCCAUUCACAGAUUUGCGACGGAUUUUGGCACAUCAUGGUCCACAGGUACCGAUCACAGGGAAGGUUCUAGUGGCAGCCUCAGGCACAUUAGAAGCUUUACAACUUCUGCUUCAAGCACUAGGGCCCGAGGCACCUCAUAUGAUAACCGAGGAAGUUGUUGCGAUGGCCACUUAUAAAAGUUUGUCAGCAUUACCCAGGUUGCUUGAGAAGUAUGGCUCGGCUGUGCCACUUACCGAAAGAGUCAUGGUUUUUGCCGCCGCAAACGGCCUUAACGGGCUACAGUGCCUCCUCCGUGAAUGGCCUGGCAAUAUAGACCUUAAUCGCAUUUGGAGAGCGAUCUGGAAGUUUGAUCGAGACUCAUGCGAUUUCUCUUAUGGUCGUGAUUGGCCCUCUUUGGUACACAUUCAGAAGAAUGCUGGUAGCCAUGUUGUUCAGUUUUCUAAAGCAGUCGAUCUCUCAGAGGAUGUCUUUAUGGGUGCCCUGGCUUCAUCUGCUCUUGAUGAAAGCAUAGGCAGAUACAGUGGGUUAAUUCCUCUGAUCGAUGUUUGCAUCGAACAUGACUUAUCCGUACCAGAAGCAGAAGGGCUAGUGAGGGCAGUGUUAGAUAAGUGCGACUCUGAUCUUAUGGAAGCUAUCCGUGAGCUUGUCGAGAAGUAUGAGGCGGAUGAUAAACUCCCUAAAGGGAAGUUCGGGGACCUAUUGUUAUCGCGCAUUAGAGAGAGAGAGAGUCAUGAGAUAUCGGCUCCUGAGCCCUAAUGCAGUCUAGGAUAUGUUCAUCUGUCGCAUGGUAUAGUUGUCGUUCUGCUAUAAACCCCGGUAUCGAAGCCAAAGAAGUCUCGACAUUUUCUCC
Molecule: messenger RNA, 4920 nt
Organism: Aspergillus eucalypticola CBS 122712
Lineage: Eukaryota; Fungi; Ascomycota; Eurotiomycetes; Eurotiales; Aspergillaceae
Exons: 9
Coding region: 75-4826 (1583 amino acids)
Source: RefSeq, a predicted model, not a curated record